AUGACUCGUGUUGAGCUGAGCACAGUCAAGAAUUGUUCAGGCAAAGAGUCAGGAAUCAACAGUCAAGAGGCAACUGCGUCCGCAGUCCACCAAUUCCACACCGAAUGCAUGAACUUAGAUGUUAUCACCAACAAGAAGUGGCUCUUGCCAUUGGCCCUGUGGCCAGUGAGCCGUCUAUGCCGCAAGGCACAGUGUCUGUUGCACAAUGCGGUUCGCGCGUAUCAUCCUUCUCCUAUGAUUGCUCGGGUUUCGGCCGUUCAUCGCCCCUCCCAAAGGUAA
This is a messenger RNA of Penicillium cataractarum, 279 nucleotides long. RefSeq lists its product as uncharacterized. The transcript has a single exon. The record is from RefSeq and is a predicted model, not a curated record. Lineage: Eukaryota; Fungi; Ascomycota; Eurotiomycetes; Eurotiales; Aspergillaceae. Bases 1 to 279 code for a protein of 92 amino acids.